Cavenderia fasciculata is the source of this 1470-nucleotide messenger RNA. RefSeq names its product UBX domain-containing protein. Bases 1 to 1470 code for a protein of 489 amino acids. The record is from RefSeq and is a predicted model, not a curated record. The transcript has 3 exons. NCBI's taxonomy places the organism in Eukaryota, Evosea, Eumycetozoa, Acytosteliales, Cavenderiaceae. Gene Ontology annotation, molecular function: protein binding.
AUGAGUGAAGAAGAUAAAACAACAACAACAACAAAAGAAGUAGAAGAGGAAAAGUCAAUCUUUUUUAAAGGUACAGCAAAUGAUGCAGUAAACUAUGCUAAACAAAAGAGUUUAUUGUUUAUUGUAGUGGUUCAUUCAGAUGACGAUGCUUCAAAAGAUGUUUUAAAUCUCUUGUCUACUGACCAAGAUUUAUUUAAAUCACUUGAACUUACUUCUGUUGUUUUAAAACUUGAUAUUGCUCAAGAAGAAUCAAACCUUUUACAACAAUUUUAUGCCGUUGAUAAAGUACCUACAUUAUUGUUUAUUGGGUUAAAUGGUGUUCUUCAUCAAAAGCUUGAAGGUACAUUGGAACAAGUCAUUGAUAAGAAUCUAAUGUUGGAAGCAAUUAAUAAUAAUAUUAAAAAACAACAACAACAAUUAAUGGCAAUUUAUCUACAAGCAUUUAGUGCAUCUCAAUCAAAUAAUCAAAAUAAUAAUAAUAAUCAAAUUAAUAAUAAUAAUAGAACAACUUCGCCAACUACUAAUAAUAAUAAUAAUAAUAAUAAUAAUAAUAUAUCCAAACCAACUACAACAACACCAACAACAAAUACAAAUGUAAAAAAACCAACAGAACCAAUUAAAACAGUUCCAAAAACUAGUACUACUUCUACUACUCCAGUUGUGAAAAAACCAACAGAACCAGUUAAAGUAGUUCCAAAAACUACCUCACCAAAGCCAACUCCUACUACAAAUAAGCUUCCAACAUCACCACCAGCACCAAUUACAUCUACAAUUAUUAAUUGUAAAUUAACAAAUGGAUUUGCAUUAAAAGAAACAUUUUCACCAAAUGAUAAAUUAAGUGAUCUUAAAAGAUUCAUUGACAAGCAUAGAAAUGAUGGAAAACAUGCAUAUUAUAUUAUGGUACCAUUCCCAAAACGUAUAUUUUUUGAUUCAGAUAUGGACUCUACACUUAGACAAUUGGAUUUAAUACCGUCUGCAACCAUUAUUCUUGUUUCGUUGGAUAGUAAUGUAAAACCAAAACCCGCACCAGUAUCUGAAACUGCUGCUCCAUCCUCCUCUUCUACGCCCAGUUAUACUGCUAGUACUGGAAAGGCAACCACAGAAGAAGAAGAAAAAGAAGGUGGAUACUUUUCAUCAAUCAAGAGUUAUGCAUCAAAAGUAUUUAGCCCAUUUUGGUAUCCAGCUCCAGGUGAAGUAACUGGUGAAAACAAAUCUUCCUCUUCUUCAUCAUCAUCAACUACAAGAAAUACUGGUAAUGUUCAUUCUUUGGGUAGCACUUCAACCACUUCUACUGGUGGAUCAUCAUCAACUAAAAAGAGUAAAAAGGAAAAGGAAGAUGAAGAAAAAUCUAGUCUAAAGAAAAGAGGUAAAAAAUCAUCUAUACAUCAAUUAAAUCAUGAUGAAGAAGAUAAAGCUCAAGAUGAUGGCAAAAAUAGUUAUUAUAAUGGUAAUUCAACACAAUUUAAAUAA